AUGUCCUCAAGACGCCGAUCUUCCCGAGGUCGGAGCGUCGUGCUUCAAGCAGAAGAAAUAAAGGAGGAGGAGCCGGAUGACUAUGAACCUGAGCCACAGCCCCGUUCUGUCGGGAGACCCCGUAAGAUCCAGGGAGAAGCCGCCAGGAUUGGAGAGCAAAGAGAGGAACCAGUACAACCUCGGUCGACUCGUUCUCAAAACUCUUCUGGUCAAAUGCACACGCCUCUGAUCGGAAAUCAUGAAAUAAAGGUUGAGCCGGAUCAUUCUGAAGCGCGACGCGGUAGAGGUCGACCCCGAAAGAUUAUCAUUGGAAACGCUGCAAGAAGCCAAAGCCAAUGUGAGGAGCCGAGUAACGUUGAACCUCGACGCCGUGGUCGACCCCGCAAAAGAAACCACGAAGAUUCUACACGGAGUCCAAGUGCAAGUGAUCAGCGAAGUCACCAACGUGUAACGCGUUCUCAAACUCCAUCGCUGGGAAAUCGUCCCCGAAAAAGUAAUCUUGGAAAAUCGGUGACAAUCCGACUUCCAAGUGAGGAGGCGAGUCAGGAAGACUCCGCAGGAAGUGCAAGUGAGGAGCCGUUCGGAUUGCGAGUCACACGUACACUAACUCGAAAUGGUCAAAGCUCAUGCCAGCUCAUGUCAGGAGAGGAGUGGAGACGGCCCAAAAGAACUGCCCCGUGGAUGGUCGAGAGGCACCGAAUGAACAGAGAACAGUCUGUUUCAAAACUGGAAACCAUUGGUAGAAAUAAUCAAGAGAGCAGAAGAGCAAUUAGUUGCUCUCGACAAUCUCUUCCUGGAAACAGUGGAGCGAUUCAAUUGGGAACAGAUGGCUCGAAUCUAGCUGAAAUGCGACGCUCUCGAAGUCAAAUUCGACAAAACACCACGGAAGAACCAGUAAGAAAUCCAAUGAGUUCAUCCCGUGUACCGAAUGGAGAAGAACGUGCGACCAAUCAACUGCAAGGUGAACCGUCGGUGCCAAGAAAAACUCCGCGUCUGCAGAGUCCGUCUGGUCAAUCAAGUUCAGGAGAAGUCGUGAGAGUUCAAAUCCGAAAAGAAGAUCCGGCUCCAAUUCGGUCAACUCGAUCUCAGAGUCGUGUUCGAGAAUCUCUUCCUGGAAACAUUGGAAUAAAUCAACUGGGAACCGAUGACUCGAAUCUGGCUGAAAUUUCACGCUCCCGAAGUCAAAUUCGACAGGAAACUCGGAAAGAACCAGUAAAACAUCAAAUGAGUUCAUCUUGUGUACCAAAUGGAGAAGAACGUGCGACCGAUCAACUGCAAGGUGAACCGUCGGUGCCAAGAAAAACUCCGCGUCUGCAGAGCCCGCCUGGCCAAUCAAGUUCAGGAGAAGUCGUGAGAGUUCAAAUCCAAAAAGAAGAUCCGGCUCCAAUUCGGUCAACUCGAUCUCUGAGUCGUGUUCGACAAUCGCUCCCUGCAGUUAAUAGAGCAAAUCAAGCAGACGUAGAGGAGUCGAUUUCAAUGGAGUCCCCACGUCCUCAACGACAACCAAAAACUGUCACGGGAGCUUCCGCAACAGAACAAUCCACCCAAAGAGAAUCGCUACGUCUACCUAGUGUAGCGAAUCCAAAAGGAUCAGUAAAGAGUGGUCGAAUUGAGAGAGAAGAGCGAUCGGUUCAACUUCUGUCAUUAAGUUCGCAGAGUGAAGUUAAACAGGAAACACCAGAAGCAUCCCAAAUGGAUCAAACGAGUUCAUCCCGUGGACCGAAUGAAGAAGAAUUUGUGAUCAAUCAACUCCACAGUGAACAGUCGAAGCCUAGAGAUACUCCACGUCUACAGAGCUCAUGCGGCCAGACUAAUCCAGGAGAAAUCGGGCGGAAUCAGAUCCAAAAGCAGAAGGAGCCGGUUCAAACACGGUCAACUCGAUCUCAGAGUCGUGUUCGACAAUCUCUACCUGCUGUUAUUGGACCAAAUCAAGCAGAAACAGAGCAGAUUCAAAUUGAGCCGCCGCAAUUGCAUCAAGAAGCCCAUCAAACUAUUUCGGGAGAAUCUGAGUUGGCUCAAAUGCAAGUUGAGCAGCCGGUUCCAAAGGAGUCGCCACGUCUGCAAACUCAAUCCGAAGUAGCCAAUUCAGAAGAAUCAGUGAAGAGUGGUCAAACUGAGAAAGAGAAGCAACCGGUUCAAGUUCUGUCAACACGUGCUCAGAGUGAAGUUCCACAAGAAACACCAAAUGAAUCGGAGAUAGACCGAAAGACUCAAUCACAGGUAGCGAGCCAAGAAACCGCUGAAUCGGUUCAAAUAGAGUCGCCAUGUUCUCCCUGCCAAAGUACCUCGGAUGAAUCCAUGGAGAGUCAAAUUGAGAAAGAAGAUCCGGUUCAACUUCCGUCAACACAUGCUCAGAGUCAAGUUACACGGGAAACACCAAAUGAAUCGGAGAUAGACCGAAAGACUCAAUCACAGGUAGCGAGCCAAGAAACAGCUGAAUCGAUUCAAAUAAAGUCACCAUGUUCUCCCUGCCACCAAACUACCUCGGAUGAAUCCAUGGAGAGUCAAAUUGAGAAAGAGGAGCAACCGGUUCAACUUCCGUCAACACAUGCUCAGAGUCAAGUUACACGGGAAACUCCAAAAGAAUCCGUGAUGGACCAAAAGACUCAAUCCCAGGCAGCAAGCCAAGACACAGCUGAGAAAAAAGAGGAGGACCCGGUUCAAAUUCGAUCAACUUCAUCUCAAAGCGCCUCUCGUCAAUCUACUCCUGGAGUUGUUGUAAAAAAUCAGAUGGCCACAGAUGAACCUAUCCCAGAAGAAUCAGAGCAAGUUGAGCAGCCGGUGGUUACGGAGGAAUCCCGUAAUUCGUUCCUGAAUUGUCUCGAUGAGAAACUGGAAGAAUUGAAGAAAGCGCUUAAAAAGGAACAGCGUUCACUGAGUCAGUCAAGGGAAACUACCCCGAAAGAAGCUAUGAGAAGACGGACACAAAAAUUGAUGCCAACGCGUUCUAGCAGUCAACCCCGACAACUUCUUUCCGGAAUGAAUCAGCCAACGCCAUCAGCUAAAUGGCCAAGAUCUCAAAAUGAAAUUCGGCAGAAAACACCAACAGAAUCCGUGAUGAAGGGUCAAUCCGGUGUAAGGACCGACGAAACAUCUGUAAACGUGCAAAAACCGGAAUCUUCUGCUCAAUUGUGGUCACUUCUUCCUGAGAGUCAAACAAACCAAGGAGGCGUUGUGAAAAGUCAAGAAAAAAAGAAACUGCGGCCAAGCUGGGCUCAAACCCUUUCACCACAACAACAGCAUCGUCAAACAAAUACAGAGGAAUCUCUUAAAAGUCGACAAAUGCAAAAAACAGAGCCGGUUCAAAUCCGAUCAACUGAAACUCAGAGUCUUCCUCGUCAAUCUGUUCCAAAAGAAUUGCCACGUUCUCCACCUUGCCAAACAAACCCAGGAGAAUCCGUGUGCAACCAAUUGCGAGAUGAAGAACCCGUUCAAUUGCUCCCAACGAGCUCUGAGAGCCAGCUCAGUCAACCUCUACCUGCAGGACAUCGAGUGAAAUCUGAUGACUCAAUUCCAACUGGAUCGCUAUGUGCUCAGAAUCAAAAAACAUCCGAAGAACCAGUGAUACAUCUAAUGACUCAAUCCCAUGCAACAAACCAAGAAGGAUCCGUCGUGAGUCAACAAGAUGCAGAUCCGGUUCAAAUACAACCAGCUGGAUCUCAGAAUCAUGGUUCUCAAUCUCUCCCUGAAGUUGUCGGAGAGGAUCAAUUCGACGCAGAUGAUUCGAUCCAAAUGAAGUCUAUCCCGCGAGAAUCCCUGUUGAAGAAGCUGAUAAAAGAAAAAUCGGUGCCGAGAGUCUAUCUGCAGACUGAAUCCCUAGUAUUGAAUCCAGGAGAAUCCUUGAAGAAUCAAAUCGAAAAGGAGGAUUCCGUUCAAUCAAUGGAAAGUGUGCAGAAUCAAUCCGUGGUAGUGAAUCCAGAAAAGUCCGUGAAGACUCAAACGUCAGAAGAGAACUCCGCUCAACUUCAGUCAUCACAAGCCCAAAGCUCCUCCAUUCAACUUCUUCCUGGAAUAAGCGAGAAUUUUGCUGUUGCUGAAUCACCGAGUGAAAUUCCACAGAAAGAUACUUCAGAAGAAUUCUUUGAUAGUUUUGAUGAAGACCUACGGAAGAUGGAGGAAUCAAUUCGACUGGAAGAACAAAGUUCCCUCACGCAAUCCCGAGAAACAUUCCAGAAAGCACUCGGAAGAUCACAGAUGAAGAGAAAGCGGACAAGAGAAUCGUCACCUUUUCAAAACCUCGCUCGCCAGUUUCUUCCGGGAGUUUUCGGAGGGAAUCAAGUUCAAUUAGUGGAGUCGAUCUUAUCUGAACCUCCAAUUACUCAAACACGUCCAACAAUGCCACGGAUACUCCAAAGAAAUCAAAAGAGAAAGGACAACCAUUCGGUUCCAAAACGUCUUGAAACAUCUCCAACUGACUUUGGACAGACGCAAAUGGAAAACGAGCAGUCAUCAGUUCGAAAGGAGUCAACACAUUCUCAAGGAUCAUCACGCCAAUCUACUCCGGAAGAAUCUACAAUGACGCGAGAUCAUUCGACUGAAAUGCGAUCGACACGUUCCAAUAGCCAAUCGUCCGAAACUCAAGAUUCGAGCGAAAUGCCAUCCUCUCUGGAUUAUGACAGCAGUGGCGAGUACAUGAAAGUCGAAGAACCGGAGUCGAGGGAGUACAGCCCUCCUCCGGUUCUGGAACGCGAGGCACCGUUUGUAAAUUAUGAGGAGGAGUCAGUGGAGAAUGUUGAGUUGUCGGUGGAGGACGCCACUAAGAUUGCCGAGCCAAUCAAAAAGAAAAGAAGCAAACGAGCUGCCAAAGAACCAACUCCAGUGGCAGUUGGAGUUCGAAAGAGCAAGAGGCUGAAUUGGAAUGGUGAUGUCAAAAAUGCGGAAGACAUCGAGGAGGAUAUACCGCAUUUAGACCGCGGAGUACGUGCUCCAAUUGGCCUCGUACGAAAGCCAUUCCAUAUGAACAGAUAUCUGGAAAAAUAUAAGUUUUCCAUUGAGCGUCGAGUGGAAAAACAGCUGGAGAUAACCAUGCACACCGGUUCCCUGUCUCCACGACCAAAAAGAAUAAGAGGAAACGAUGGAACGUGGGUGGAAGUCGAGCAGCCGAAGACCAACGUUUCGAAAUGGAAGAUGGUGACCGUUGGAGACAACCACCAAGCAGAAUUGCCGGCAGAAGAGGAGAUCUCUCCAGAGGAGUAUUACAAAGAUGCCGAAGAACGAGAGGAGAUUGUGUGGCAGCCAAAUCAACUCGAUGAUGUUGCCCAAUUUGAUGAUACUCUCAUCAAUCUGUACUGGAGAGCCAUCCACCAGCAAUACAAGGGACACAUCCCGUUCGAGAUGGCUCUCCAGACCCUCAUGGAAGAGAACUAUGAUUUCUGCCGUGCUUUAGAGUCUAUUGAAAAAUGCCUACUGGUUCUCCCUCAAAGAAUGAAACCGAUAACGAGAGGACAAGCGAGACUUCUCGCCCAUUUGCUCAAGGAGGACGAGAAGAAAAAGCAAAAACAGUUGCACCCGAGAAAUAUACAAGAAAUCGCCAUGAGGAAUUAUCAUCUUGGAGAAAUCGUCCCAUUCGUCGUUCAGUUCCGAAGAUUCUACAAGGAUCACAUCAAAGGGCAAUCAGAGCGAACAAUUCCCUGCAAUUGUCUGGAAAAAACGACUGGAGAAGUGGCAUUCGAGCCAAAACACGGAUGCUCGAACUGCACGCGGAAGCUGCGGAAUGUUGAAUACGAUCCGGAAAAGCUAUGUCUUAUCUGUCGGACCUACAGUUACUUGUCCCCGGUGGGAGCAAGACGUCCGGCAGAAAACCCGGUCUUCAAUGAUGAGGAGAUUCUUCUUAUCAACCACUGGAAUACCCUUGAAAAAGAGAUGGAUUAUGUCGAUGAAGAUAUUGUGACAAGACAGAAUCUUGAAACAAAAAUAAAUCGUUGGAAGAAAAUGAUCUUCACCCAGGAGGAAAUGGAAAUGUUGGAAUGGCCGUUAUAUGUGAAGGUGUCAGAGAAGAACCCACCGGCAAAUUCUGAAGAAGAGCGAUUGCUCCGCGGCGAAAUGUGUUCCGAACAGUUGGUCCCAUUCGAGCUUCCACACUUCACCAGAUGUAGCUGUCUACUCUCGGGAGACAUUCCAAGAUUGUCAACGAACGUCUCAAAGUUCUCCUUCUCGGAAGAAGAGACAAUUCUCUACCGCAACGCCAUUCUCCGACACAACGGGAAUCAAACUUUGGCUGGAGCCGAAUUGGGAGUUGAGCCUGAACUCGUGGAAAGAUUCGUGGACAAGUUUCCCAGUGGAAAUCCACUCUACCAGGGAACGGCUUUCACACUCAUGCGUCGCCCAAAACUCCGUCACAAAUAUCUUCCAAAGCCAAUUCCACCUCCGUUCAAGAAGAAACCUGAGGAAGAAGAGAAAGAUCCAACCUAUGAGCCAGAGGAGCAACCAAAAUCGAGUCGCAAACGAGACGGAGCUGCAAAGAAGCCCGGUCCGGUGAAAAAGGCAAGAACAAGUCUCUAA
Molecule: messenger RNA, 6501 nt
Organism: Caenorhabditis remanei
Lineage: Eukaryota; Metazoa; Nematoda; Chromadorea; Rhabditida; Rhabditidae
Exons: 12
Coding region: 1-6501 (2166 amino acids)
Molecular function (GO): DNA binding
Source: RefSeq, a predicted model, not a curated record